This is a messenger RNA of Nycticebus coucang (slow loris), 3788 nucleotides long. RefSeq names its product solute carrier family 25 member 22 (gene SLC25A22). The coding region runs from base 1501 to 2472 and encodes 323 amino acids. Gene Ontology annotation, molecular function: L-aspartate transmembrane transporter activity; L-glutamate transmembrane transporter activity. The transcript has 10 exons. Gene Ontology annotation, biological process: L-glutamate transmembrane transport; malate-aspartate shuttle; aspartate transmembrane transport. NCBI's taxonomy places the organism in Eukaryota, Metazoa, Chordata, Mammalia, Primates, Lorisidae. The record is from RefSeq and is a predicted model, not a curated record.
CGGGGCCCUAGGAGAGAAGCCAGGCUGUUGGGGAUGCACACGUGGGGCCUCAUCGGACAUGUAUGGACACGUGCAUGGCCAGAGUCUCAGUCUCCAGGCUGGGGACAGCACAGCAGGGGCCCGAGGCGGCCUUGGAGCGGAGGGAGCGGCCCCCAACCUGCUUCCUCUUUGUCCACCGCCGCGCAGUUAGAGACUCUGGGACCCUCCAGCAGCGGGACUGAAAGCACCGCUCCAAGAGGAAGGAGCCUGGGGUUGGAGUGGGGCGUCGGGAGCCAAUCCCAGACUCUGGCCUCACCCCCAUCACCUUCCUUGGAGGAGGAGGAGCUGGGCGGCCUCAGUGUGGGCGAUUUUAAUCUUGCAGCAGCUUUGCUGCCUCCUGAGCCGCUUGCUGGAGUCCUGGAGGAGCCUGAUCCUGAGUACCUGGGGUGAGCAGGACCAGAAAGUAGGGCGGUGGCGGGGAGCCCCCGGAAAGCCAAGGUGAAGGUCACAGGUCCUCCAGGAGACCAUAGGCAGGAGCCAACUGUGUGACCCUGGACAGCAGUGCUGUGGGUAUGAGCCCGUGACAGCUGGCCUCUGAGGGGCCGCGAGGAGGGCGGGCAUGGGGACCAGGACCUGGGAAACCCCCUCCUGGUUCAUUUUUUAUGGCUGUGCCCCAUGGGAGGCCCUUGUGCCUGGCUCUGAUUCCACAGCCCUACCCCUACUAGGAGAGUCCCCUUCUUCCCUCACCCUGUAGUGGAUGGGGGUGCCAACCACAGGGGCUUCAGAAGGUCAGCCAUCCCCACACACUCCUGAGGCUCCGCUAGAUCCCUGUGGUCUGUGUGAUUGAGGCUGGUGGGGCAUGGGGGAGAGGGUGGAGAUGGGCAGAGGGUAGUGGUGGGUUUGGUGCUUCUCUGUGGGGAAGUCUCUGCAGCUCUGGAGUGGGGCUGGGUCCAUCUGGGCAGCUGAGAGCUGAGCCUAGGAGGUGAGGGAUCUUGGAUCAUCUGAGAGAAGCCAGUGAGGAGACUCCAGCCCCCAUCUGAAGAGGGCAGGUGCAGUUACCCCUGCCUGAGGAUGGGGGGAUGGUCACCCCAGCCCAGCCCAGGGUCGAAGUGCUCCAGCAGGCCACCUGCCUCUGCGCUGCCCCCAGUGGUGCCUGGCCCUUUAAAAGCCUGAGCUCUCCCGGUGCACGUGAGCAUGAGCAAGUGUGAGCUGGGAGGAGCUGGUGGGGGGGCUUGAGGGGAAAGCGGGUGGUCCCUGGGAUGUGGGGGAUGGCAGGCGUCUCAUGCGCCAGUCAGCGAUGGCUCCAGUCUGCAGCCAGGGUCUGGAGGCUUAUUCUGGUUUGUCUUAUCCUCCACUGAUUGCUGUUCCCUCACCUUCCAGGACAGAGUGGUGGCUGAGCCUGGAAAUUCCCUGGAAGGUGGAGGAUCACCCUCUGCCCUCAAUCCCACCCUCCUUCUGCACUGCCUCCCCCAACACCACCUGUAUCCACACUGUCUGGCUCUUACCUGGGGAUCGAGUUAAAUGGCUGAUAAGCAGAUCAGCCUGCCAGCCAAGCUCAUCAAUGGUGGCAUCGCUGGGUUGAUCGGGGUAACCUGUGUGUUCCCCAUUGACCUGGCUAAGACAAGGCUGCAGAACCAGCAGAAUGGCCAGCGCAUGUACACCAGCAUGUCUGACUGUCUCAUCAAGACCAUCCGCUCCGAGGGCUACUUCGGCAUGUACCGGGGAGCCGCUGUGAACCUGACCCUCGUCACCCCUGAGAAGGCCAUCAAGCUGGCAGCCAAUGACUUCUUCCGCCAUCAGCUCUCUAAGGACGGGCAGAAGCUGACCCUACUUAAGGAGAUGCUGGCUGGCUGUGGGGCUGGCACCUGCCAGGUGAUUGUGACCACCCCCAUGGAAAUGCUGAAGAUCCAGCUGCAGGAUGCAGGCCGCAUUGCUGCCCAGAAGAAGAUCCUGGCUGCCCACGGUCAGCUGUCAGCCCAGGGGGGUGCCCAGGCCUCUGUAGAGGCUCCGACCACUCCCAGGCCAACGGCCACACAGCUGACCCGAGAUCUGCUGCGGAGCCAUGGCAUUGCUGGCCUCUACAAGGGACUUGGGGCCACGCUGCUCAGGGAUGUCCCCUUCUCCAUUGUCUACUUCCCACUGUUUGCCAACCUAAACCAGCUGGGCCGCCCAGCCUCUGAGGAGAAGUCGCCCUUCUAUGUGUCCUUCCUAGCUGGCUGUGUGGCAGGCAGUACAGCUGCUGUGGCCGUCAACCCCUGUGAUGUGGUGAAGACACGGCUGCAGUCACUUCAGCGUGGUAUCAACGAGGACACCUACUCGGGGUUUCUGGACUGUGCCAGGAAGAUCCUGCGGCAUGAGGGCCCCUCCGCCUUCCUGAAGGGCGCCUACUGCCGUGCCCUGGUCAUCGCGCCGCUCUUUGGCAUUGCCCAGGUGGUCUAUUUCUUGGGCAUUGCAGAGUCCCUGCUGGGGCUGCUGCAGGACCCCAGGGCUUGAGCCUGCACCUCCUAUACCCUGGCCAGCCGGGCAGGGCCAGUGUGAAGCCAGGCAGGAUGGCCUGCCCGGGACUGAGUGAGGGGAGACCUUUCUAGCCUUCCCCUAUCGGCAGGGGGGCAUGCGGGAUCCAUGUGGGUGGUGUGCACCAGGCCUUGGUGGGGCCCUGCCUACACCAUUGGGAUCAAUGUCUUAUUUAUGUAGAAAAUGCAGAAAUCUUUACAUUCCUCAAGCCAGCCCCUGUCCCAAUCCUGCCUUGGCCUGAACACUCCCAGGGACAGAGCUGGUCUCUGGGCUGGGGGCCCAGGGCCUUGGCUGGGCAGGCUGAACCUCCCCUAGGCCACUGUCUCUGAGGCUGUCCCAGUCCACAGAGGGGACCUGCCCAAAUCUAUUUAUUGAUUCUGCAGUGCCCAACUGGCUUUCCAGUCCUUCUCUUCCUGCCUUGGCAGGAUCUGACUGCCUCCCCUCCAGCCUUGCAGAAGGCCUGAGGGUCUUCCGCCCCCGUGUUGAUGUGGGAAUCCUAAGCAAGGGAUUACACUGAGGUCUGACUCCCAAGGCUGGCAGGCCCCUCAGCCCCAGCCCAGGCCGAGGCUCACAUGCGUUGUGUGGGUCUAUGUAUGUACACCUCAAAAGGACCAGGUCAUGACCCCCUGCCCUCCAUGGGCUUUGCCCCUCAAGAAUGGGGCCGUGGGGCUCUGCCCUUCCCCACUGGCCAGGCGCCUCCUGUGCCUAUGUGCUGGGCACACCCAGGCUCUCUGCUGACCCCGUCCAGAACUUCUACAGCCUGGCCCCUCUUGCUGCACCUCUGAGACCCCACCUCUUGUGUGAGAUUAGCCAGGGUGCAGGGCAGGCAUGAGGACCAAUAUUGAGUCUGGGGGCACCUACCCUGCUUGGGUGGGCAGGAACUGCCCCCAGUCCUCCAGAGGCCUGCCCUCCUCUCUGAGCCUCUACAUCAGGCCCCUGACCACACUUCGAAGCUCCGUCCUCAGCACCCCCACCCAUCAGUGUCAGUGACACAGGUUCUCCCUCCCCAUCCCCUGGCCAUGUGAUCGUGUUAGUGAUUGAUCCUGACAGUGCUGGUGCUGUGUCCCCAAAACCAGGCCUCUCCACAGAGGCUCCUACCCAGUGACACUACCUGGGGCUCAGGCCUGGGCCCCCCAGCUCACGGUUGUUCCUGGGAGUUGCCCCCUCCCAUCACAUGUGUACCUUGGAAGCUGCUGCUGCUUACAGAAUUAUAUUUUUUUUCUUUCAAAGAGUUUUAAGAGUUGUAACUUUUUGUGUCUUGUCAUGUAAGAGAAUAAAUAAAUAUUCUAAGUAGA